GUUCACCAAAAUAGUAUAGACGAGAACGGUCGUCGAUUGUGUUGUGGUUGCAACGUCGGGCAAAAAUGUCGGAGUAGCUCCUUUGUCUGUUGUUUGGCCAAAAAGCAGUGAGUGCAUAGUUUAAGCAAAUUUCAUAUUUUAAAACGCCAAUGACAUAAAAAUCAAUCAAAUCACACUCAAUUGAUGAGGCGUCCGCAUGUGAGAACAUUUUGUGCGCAUUUGCAUUUUUUUUUUUAUUCAAUUGUGUAAUAAUUUCAAAUCUGGAUUGAAAGUGGUGCGUCUCCGGAAGAAUCAGACUGCAGUUUAUUUUUUUUUCUCUUCUUCUACAUUUGCGUGAUUUUAUCCGUUGUGUAUCAACACACGCAGAAAGAGAUAAAACAACAGAACCCAUCGUAUCUGUCCAGCGUGAAUCUGGUCAAAAAAAAUUAAGAAAAGUAGAACAGAAGAAGUUCAUAAGACAAAAGUGAAAGAAACGCAUUUAUUUUUUGUUUUUGAACAUUUUUGUGGUUUUUAUUUCGUGGCUGCACCCGUGUUUGCCGAACGUUCUCUCUAUCUCUAUCCGCGCCGAAGAGUGCGUAUGUCGUUGGCUGCUCUCUAAUUGUUUUUCUAUUUUUUUUUUGUUUCUGUGUGUUUAUUUUUUGUGUUCCUUCUUUUGUUUAUUUUGUUGUUCCGUUGAAUUGGUGUGUCUGUGGCGAUAGCAGUUGAUUGCUGCUCGCAAGAAAAACCAAUAUGAAAUAAAAUUAAAAUAUGCUGAUGAUGACUCUCAAGACUAACAACCAAAAUUAAAAUUUUCUUCUCAUUUUCUAUGUUUCUCAUUCUAUCGAAAGCAAAUAAUAUCGGUCAGUGUGUGCAUGUGUGUUUGCUGCAACAUUCAACCAAUCAUUUUGAAAAGUGAUCAACGUAGACAAAAUACAAAAAUUAUAGAAUAUUUGUGUCAAAUAAAUCAAAAUCGAAAACAAAAUAUAAAAAAAAGAAAGAAAGAAAAAUAACCAGGAAUUGGUGUGCUCAUUUUGUCAGAAGAAGAAAAAUUCAGUACGGUUGUGCAAAGUUCAAUACGACAUCCAGCUAAGAUUUCUUAUAAAGAAGACAACGCGAAAACGACGAGAGAAGAAGAAGAAGAAAAUACAUCAUUUUUCUCUCUUUCAUUCAAUUUUUGACUGUGAUUUCCAUUUUCAUCGCAAGCAGUUUAUGCGACAUACAACGCAAAAAGUGGUUCAGAUCUCAAUUUAAAUACAAAGGAGGAAACAGGAAGAGAUAAUUAUUUGAAGGAAAAACAAUCGAAUUCAAAUAAAAAAUGGCAUACAAACAAAUGAAAAUGGUCCCGUUGCACAUCAUGUGCAUCGGUGUGGUGCUAAUUGGACCACUGUUAUCAACAGCACAAACCGUUAAUACAGCCGCCGACACAAAUUCACCAGCAAACACACGCAUCAUUCAAUUUCGCGAUGCAAACUUUUCGAUAUGGAAUGAAAAAGUCAAAUAUAACAGCACCGCCAUGACUAAUCCUAAGGGAAUGGAACCAUUGUACAAUAUCACAACCCUGAUUUUGGACUUUUUCUUGGGAAAAAAACCCAUUCCAGAUGGCUAUGUUGAAGUGUUGAAUAUGAAUGCAACGCUUGGACCGAAAGUACGUGAAAAUCAAUGGAUCGAUUUGGUGAAGCAUUAUUGGGCGAUUUUGCUGGUGGUAUUUGUUGCCGCUUUGAUCAUCGUAUUAAUGCCAAUCGUCGGAUUAUGCGUUUGUUGUUGUCGAUGCGCUGGAGCAUGUGGUGGACGUUCCCAGCCAUUUGAUAAAAAACACGAUACGUGCCGUCGUAUUUUCCUUGGCUUCUUUUUGAUCGUCGUUGCAACUGGAUUGGUUUUCAGUGUAAUCGUUGCGUUCGCCACAAACUAUUUAUUACAACAAGGUAUCGAGAAUGCAACAACAACAGCACGAUAUGGUGUGUCGGAUACACAGGAAUUUCUACGAUCCACAUCACUCCAAUCGAAUCACAUUCUGGUGAAAAAUUACGAUGAACUUACUGAUCAUUUGGAGCUUAUGCUAAUGGAUACGGCCGAAGUGGUGAUCAAGCAAUUGAAAGAGAAAUCGAAGGCGGUGUCAUUAACUCAGCUAGCUACUUUUGUUGAAACAUUACCGCAAAUUGAGCAAGAUCUGCAUCGUAUGAAGGAAAUAACGGGCGGUUUGCGAGUGAAUGCAAGUCAAUUGAGCGACGGUUUGCGAGGCGUAAAACGUGAAUUGCUGUUAGCAUUAACAAAAUGUCAGAGAGUUAAGGCUUGUCAAGAAGUUCUCGAACAGUAUGAAAUCGGAAAACUGGAUGUGAAUGGCAUUGAUUACGAUCAGAUGUUAGACCGAUAUUUUCCACGGUUGCCGGAUGUAAGCGAGAUGAUUGCUAGUGUUCACGAAUUGAACUCAGGGCACACAAUCGAUUCAAUUCGUCGCAGUCAACAUACGCUGGAAAAUCUUCGUGAUGAUAUCAAUCGCACGAUUUAUGCAAACAUUCCACAAGUGACAAAUUCAAUUCGGAAAACCGGCACAGCCAUGCGAAACAUUUCAUCGGAAAUUCAACGGACAUUGGCCCGCAUCUCAGAUGCAACAGGACAAACGAAACAACAUUUCAAUACGGCCGAUGUUUUUAUCAAAGAAUAUUACAUUUAUGUGUACUAUGCAUUGCUUGGAGUAUGCUCCAUUCUAUUGCUUGUAUUGAUGUGCAUCGUUUGCGGAUUGCUUUGUGGUAUCUGUGGCAAACGACCAGAUGGAUAUGGUGAUGAUUGCUGCAAUAAAGGUGCCGGCGCACGAUUUUUAAUCCUCGGCGUUACGGUUAUAUUUUUGACAACAUCCGUUCUAUUGGCGGUUGGUCUUGUGCUUUUCCUCAGCGGUCUAGUUUUGCAUCGAGGUGCUUGCGUGCCAUUAAGUAAUCGAAGUGAUAAUGUAUUCACUCAGUACAUUGAUCCGGUGAUUGAUUUGAAUACAGUCAUUUAUGCCAAUGGACAGCGGAUGAAAAUUCGUUCACCCGAGAUCGAGCCGUUGAGAAUAUCAAAAGUGAUUGAUUCGUGCCAUCGCAAUAAUUCCAUCUAUAAAGUGCUUAAUUUGCGAAACUAUUUUGAUAUCUACGAAAUAUUAACGUAUCCGGAUCGAUUUGAGAUCAAAUCACAACUGCAAAAGCUUGUUCAAAGUGUUGAAGUACCGAGCAUUGAAAUACAUGUGGAUGAAGCCAUUGUACGACUUGCUCAAUCUGGUCUUAAAGAUUUCGAUAUUGAUAAAUUUACCGAUAACUUGAACGAGGAAAUCACCAAGCAUAAUCUCAACACAAUUGCACAGAAACUCAUUGAUACGGCCACAAAAAUCUCGUCCAAUUCUGAAUAUAGUGAUAUUCGAACAAUUCUCAAGAAUCAAGCAUUGCAUUUACGUACGUAUCAAGAGCACUUGGUCACUCCGAUGGCUGAUCAAACAAAAGAAAUGCUCACACUAACACGACGUCUCGAAGAAAAUCUCAAAUUCAAUCGUAGCUCAUUCAAAGUGGCUCUCGAUGAUUUCAUCCGUGAAAUUAAAUUCGCUCAAGAUUUCAUUAACAAAGAAGGAACGGAAUUUGUACAAAAGGUUGCAAAUGAACUGGUCACUAGUUUCGAAGAAGAAAUCAAUACAUAUUUGAAUCUCGUGGUGAACCAAACCGAAAAUGAACUUGGACGUUGCGGCCCAUUGGCAAAUGUUUACAAAUCAAUUGUUGUGGCUGGUUGCAAUCGUAUUGUUAAUCCAUUAAAUGGAUUAUGGGCCGGAAUUAUAACGUGCAUUCUUCUAUUUUUGCCGGCAAUAGUAUUUAGUUUAAAGUUAUCUAGUUUAUAUCAAAAAUCUGAUCCGUAUCCCGGUCCAUUGGUUGAAGCAGAGUAUUUGUAUGAUGCAUACUCGGAGAGGGAUAAUAUACCAUUAGCAAAUAGUGGGCCGAAGAACAAGCGACGAAAAAAUGAUCGUCGCGUUUCAUCACGAGAUCGUCGUGCCGAAUACUAUGAAGACUCCGGUUCACCACAUCACGAGCAUCACAGUGGCAGCGGUUCACGCGAAGCACGAUACAGUGAUAUGGCUCCAAAGCACUGGAAUGGUGGACCGCCAAGAUAUCAAAAUCCACCAAUUGCGCCGCCAGCGUCAGAAUAUGAACGCCCACCGCCAUAUUAUUAUCCAGGCGCUCCAUCUGAGGACUAAAUUUUCUGCCAAUGAAAAACCAAAUGAAAUAACUGAUUUUUUUUUGCUCCAAAAUGACUUUCGUGUAUAAGCAAAAGAGAAAACGGAAUGAAAAAAAAAGGAAAACAAUUUCUUUGCCACAUUAAUGUGUGAUCGAUUAAGGGAUGACGUGCAUGUGUUUCAAUUAGAUUGCGAUUCCAGUUUGUCGAAUUAUACUACCAAGGUUUCUAUACGUAGAGAACUAUACAAAAUAUUAACAAGAAAAAUUCAUAAUACUAUUUGUGUUUUACAAUUUGAAUUGCAUAACUAAAAAAACAAAACAAAAAUUGUAUGUAUUAAAAUUUAAGAGAAUAGGUUUAAAUGAGAAUCAAAUUAGACAUAAAUAGUAUAUUCACCACCCCUCUGAAUAAGAGCAAAAUAUCUUGCUCAAGCUCAAAUGUACACGAUCUAAAUGAACUUGGAUUGAGAAGGAAAGAAAAAAAAGAUGGAAAAACAUAAAAUACACACUUUGUUUUUGGCAAAAAUGCGUUAUUUUUUCCUAGAUGAGUUUUCACCGAUGAAUACACCACAACACUGGCACCAUUAACAUUUAAGGCUUAAUGUGUUACGCCCCCGAAUUCAAAACUAUAUAUAUAUAUUUUUAUAUAAUUUUCAUAAUGAAAUCAGAUUUGAAGCGAGAUAAAAUAGCCGGAGUAUUGAGUGCAUGCAACCCGAUAGAUGAAAGAUUGGCAAUUUCAAUCGAAUUGAGUCGGAUUUGAGUCGGAUUUGAGUAAGAGAAUGGGCGAGAAGAUGAGAGAGACAGCGCGCAAAACCUGGUCGUGAAAAUCUAAAAUUAUAAUGUUCUAUUGAAUAAAGAGCUGUACGGAGUGAAUUCAUCAAAUUAUUAGUAUGUUUUUAUAAUUUCAUUGUAUUAGAAUUAAAGGCUGAUUAAGUGCAAAUAAGGUCAAACAGAAAGAUGCCAUUUUUUUGGUGUGCUUUUUUCCAUCUUAUUUGGCACUUGAAUUUAAAAAAUAAAAAAAAAAAAAAAACAAAUACAUAGAAAUUUAUAAAAUACAUAUGUAAUAUUUAAAAUACGUAAAUUUCAAUUUAAAAAAUAAAUUAAUAAGAUUUGUCAUAUAUAAUUUGCUGUCAUUUGUUCAGUUUGAACAUAUAUAAUAAAAUGUUCAGUAGAGCUAUGUGAUUUUCUAAAUGUUGCUCGAAAUAUAUUCGUUAAGAUGAUGCCACAGAUCCAGCUCCAUCAAUUUUUGACAGAGACAUUUUUUCUCAAUUUUUCUCUGAUUCUCCCAAACAUAUAGCCGACUCACACCACACAAAACUUCACAAAUAAGAAUUUGCUCAUUGAAGAAAGAAAAUAAGAAGCCAAAAGCACGUCAUCUACUGAAACGUUUAUCGUUUUUUUUAAACCUCUGAAAAUCUUCACAAUAUUUAGCUUUAGAUAAAAACGUUUUUAGUUUAUUUCCAUUGAUAUUAAGUGACAAAAAAAGACUUUGAAUCGAUUUUGAUUCAAUCGAAUUUAUAUGUAUGUUUUUUUAGCUAAAUUUCAAAUCAUAAUCGGGUCAAUAAAAAAAUGUAAUAAGCUUCGUAUAUGCAAAACAAAGCCAAAACACGCAACAAAUAAAAGAUUUAAAAAUUAUCCAUUUUUGUAAUUGAAAUAUUUUCUUUUCAAUUGAAACAAUUUUCUAUAGAACUUGUAUACUCGACACGGUCAAGUUAAUUUGCCAGAAAAUAUCUUUAGAUCGAUUUAUCAGAUUUUUGGCAGAUUUUUUUUUUAAACAUUUAUUAAGUUAUCUCCAACGCAGAACCUGCAUUGAUUGACAACUCAAUAAAUCUCUCCCAAAAUCAAAUCUCCCAGAAUUUAUCUGAUAAACACACCGUAUUUAUGCGGCUUUAACUAUCUGACGGUAUUCACUGCAAUUUACUUGACUCAAAAUAAAAUUGAUCUAAAUGAAAUUCCAAUUUAUACAGCUUUAUAAGUACAUUUGCUCACAACAGAAAAUUUAGAUUUAGAAAUAUGAAGAACAAAUGAAACCAAUGCGAUAUUUUGUUCAUUGGACACAAAAAAAGUAAAUCUAAUUAUUAAAUAAUACAAUAAACAAUCGAGAGAUGAAAAUACAAACUCUAGAACUCUUUACUAAGCGAUAAGCCAUAAAUAGUACAUUACUAAAAUCAAAAACCAUACAAGCAUUAUAUCCGUGUGUUGGUGUCUAAAACCAUCAACAAAUAUUCGA
Messenger RNA from Contarinia nasturtii (swede midge), 6396 nucleotides. RefSeq names its product prominin-like protein. Gene Ontology annotation, cellular component: membrane. NCBI's taxonomy places the organism in Eukaryota, Metazoa, Arthropoda, Insecta, Diptera, Cecidomyiidae. The transcript has 18 exons. The record is from RefSeq and is a predicted model, not a curated record. The coding region runs from base 1295 to 4189 and encodes 964 amino acids.